GUGGUGUGUGUGUGUAAAACUUAAAAGAUCAAUUAUUUUACACGAGACAGCAUUAUCGCACAAUUCGUUAAAGACGAUCCCGGCGAUGUAUCAUUUUCCUGUGAUUGAUAUUUAAGUUAUGAGCCUUUAAAUUGCUAGCCAACUUGAUACUAAGACAAUAGCGGUCAAGAUUUUAGGUGUGGUGUGACCUUUUUGUUAAAUCUCAAACUCAUAACGUGUUUAAUGUUGGUUCUUUCGAAACGUUGGUAUCAUCGGAAAGCUUGCUGAACUCACAGAAACAACAUAUUAGAGCUGGGAGAUUAUGAAGAAAACAAUUUUUUUUUGGGACGAUUGAAAUAAUUAAUAAACCCAAUUAUUUAUUCAUUUAAACAUGUAUUUUUUCCACCACUAAAGCAAAAUUGAAAACGAGUUUGUAACAAGUAAUGUUAAAAUAGUAGCAAUAAAACCAAAUACAAAUAAAUACGUGCUGUACCUGCUGUGCAGGUCUUGGCCUUUUAGGGGCAGUGUGGUGCAUGUAUGGAGAUGCACUUAGACUAAGAUAAAGAGUAAAAGAAGAAAGUGGCGAUCUUUUUUUUUUUUUUUUACUUGUUUCUCUAGAUUAAAAAGAAUAUAUGCCUAUUUCCAGGGACAUGGCCACCGAUCACGUCAACGGGAACGGGACAGAGGAACCGAUGGACACGACGGCAGCUGUCUCGCGCUCGAAACACUUCCAGGCCUUACUGGAAGCUGACUUACCUCAAAAAGUGGCCGAGAAGCUCGACGAGCUCUACAUUGCAGGUCUGGUAGCACACAGUGACCUGGACGAAAGAGCCAUCGAGGCUCUGAAGGAGUUCAACGAGGAGGGAGCCCUCCAGGUUCUGCUGCAGUUCAAAGAGAGCGACCUGUCCCACGUUCAGAACAAAAGUGCCUAUCUGUGCGGUGUAAUGAAGACGUACAGGCAGCGCGAGAAACAAGGGGCCAAGGUGGCCGACGCCACCAAAGGACCGGACGAGGCCAAAAUCAAAGAACUCUUGGACAGAACCAAGUAUACCCUCGAUGUAACGACGGGCCAGCGGAAGUAUGGUGGACCCCCGCCUGAGUCGGUAUACAUGGGGAUUCAACCCACCGUGGGAACAGAGAUCUUUGUAGGCAAGAUUCCCCGGGACCUGUUUGAAGAUGAGCUGGUUCCUCUCUUUGAAAAGGCAGGGCCUAUCUGGGACCUUCGUCUCAUGAUGGACCCUCUGAGCGGCCUGAACCGAGGCUACGCCUUCGUCACCUUCUGCACCAAGGAGGCAGCGCAGGAGGCCGUCAAGCUGUGCAACAAUCGUGAGAUCCGUCCCGGCAAGCACAUCGGCGUGUGCAUCUCUGUGGCCAACAACCGUCUGUUUGUGGGCUCCAUCCCCAAAAACAAAACCAAAGAGCAGAUCGAAGAGGAGUUCUCCAAAGUCACAGAGGGCCUCAGCGACGUCAUCCUGUACCAUCAGCCCGACGACAAGAAGAAGAACCGAGGUUUCUGCUUCUUGGAGUACGAAGACCAUAAAACUGCAGCUCAGGCGCGCCGCCGCCUGAUGAGCGGCAAGGUGAAGGUUUGGAACAACGUGGUGACGGUGGAGUGGGCAGACCCCAUCGAGGACCCGGACCCCGAAGUCAUGGCUAAGGUGAAAGUGUUGUUCGUGCGCAAUCUGGCCAACAGCGUCACCGAGGAGAUCCUGGAGACGAGCUUCAGCCAGUUUGGAAAAGUGGACAGAGUGAAGAAGCUCAAAGACUACGCUUUUGUCCACUUCGAAGAGCGCGACGGCGCCGUCAAGGCGCUGGCUGAGAUGAACGGCAAGGAGCUGGAAGGCGAGCCUGUCGAAAUCGUCUUCGCUAAGCCGCCCGAUCAGAAAAGGAAGGAACGCAAAGUUCAGCGACAAGCAGCCAAGACGCAAAUGUAUGACGACUAUUACUAUUACUCUCCCCCACAACACAUCCCGGCUCCCAGUAGGGGGAGGGGUCGAGGUGGGAGCCGCGGCGCCGGCUACUCGUACACCCCCGACUACUACGGCUACGAGGACUACUACGACUACUACGGCUACGACUACAACUACCGCGGCGGCGGCUACGACGACCCCUACUAUGGCUACGAUGACUUCCAGACCCCCGCCUGGGGCCGCGGCGGCAGGGCCGCCAGGGGCGGCGCCUCCCCGGGCCGAGGGCGCGGCGGAACCGGGCCGUCCCGAGGCCGAGCCGGCUUCUCUCAGCGUGGGGGCGGCGGGCCGGGACCCGGAGCGGUCCGCGGAGGGCGCGGCGCCAGAGGCUCGGUGCAGCCGCGAGGGCGAGGAGGGCAGGGGGAAGGCGCCCGGGCCGGUCCCGAUGUGUCGCCGUGACGACCGACCGCCGCCGGCGGACACCGUGGUAAGGUCACGUGACUCACUGCUCCGAUGCUGAUUGGUCCUUCCCUGACACAUGACGUCCGCGGAGGAUGAACUACCUCACGCGCUCUCCGGCUCCUCUGGACCGCGCGCCGUCGUCGCUUCGCCGGCUGAAGAAGUGCCGGCAAACGCGUCUUCCGCGAUUGACAAGCGAGGUCGAGGUGUUUGCGGGGUCGGCGUCCAUCCAGCCGCUCUCAGGAUGAUGUCGUGUUCCUUUCACGUACGGCGAGGCGUCACGUCAAGAUUUGUUCAAAUGUCAUUCGACUGAUCGAGCGAUCGCUCGCUGCCGAUCACCAGCCUUGUGCUAUUGAUCGGCAUGUGAAGCGUUUGAAUGGCAUGCUGGGAAAUCUUUAUUUAUAAAUGCCAAAAAUUCACAGGUGACAUUUAAAGGGAAAAAACAUCCGGAUUGAGCAACUUGCUUUUGCUUUAUUUGUGAAGAUUUGUGUCCCCCGCCCCCUUUUUUUUUUUUUUUGCAAAUGCAAUGUUUUGUACUGUGCGAUAACUUCUAUUUUUCUAAUAAACUUGGGGGAAACUUUUUGCCAAGUAGGAGAAAGAGGAUGCCGUAUUCAAAAUGAAGAUUGUUGUAAAUAUUUUAAAUAAAAAUGCAAUAAAAUGAA
Messenger RNA from Phyllopteryx taeniolatus (common seadragon), 3007 nucleotides. Its product is annotated as heterogeneous nuclear ribonucleoprotein Q-like. Gene Ontology annotation, molecular function: mRNA 5'-UTR binding. Gene Ontology annotation, biological process: CRD-mediated mRNA stabilization. Bases 612 to 2345 code for a protein of 577 amino acids. The transcript is spliced from 11 exons. NCBI's taxonomy places the organism in Eukaryota, Metazoa, Chordata, Actinopteri, Syngnathiformes, Syngnathidae. Gene Ontology annotation, cellular component: CRD-mediated mRNA stability complex; nucleus; ribonucleoprotein complex. The record is from RefSeq and is a predicted model, not a curated record.